Cimex lectularius (bed bug) is the source of this 6886-nucleotide messenger RNA. Its product is annotated as putative leucine-rich repeat-containing protein DDB_G0290503. Bases 199 to 6807 code for a protein of 2202 amino acids. The transcript is spliced from 12 exons. Lineage: Eukaryota; Metazoa; Arthropoda; Insecta; Hemiptera; Cimicidae. The record is from RefSeq and is a predicted model, not a curated record.
GAGAAAAAUGUUAAUGCAAAACAUAUGUUUUGUCAUUAUUUACCAUUAUACUGUUCUGUAGUUUUCAACAAGAUUUUUGUAGAAUUUCUUUAAGUAGUUUUUUUUAAACAAUUCUAAAUGCUUUCACAUUUUUGAAUGAAUUCCGAAUCAAGCCAGGUCUGACUUGUUCGCUCGACUAGACAAAAGUUUACGUUUCAGAUGCCGACGUUCAUCGCACACAAGCUCGACGUCUUCAACGAUGCUCAAGGGCGGAGGCUGCAGCGGAAACGAAGCGAUGGCAGGCUCAAAGCGUCCGCCUCGGCCACCGACUUGAGGAGCUGGACGAAUAACGAUGAAGACAAGAGACAAUAUAUGCUGGACGUCAUGAAUAAUUCGAAAACCACGUUUGGAAAUUAUAUACCUUUAGACGAUCUGCUGGAAAUGGUGGCCAACCAGGCCGAUUUAGGCGGGUAUGCCGCUACUCUUAGAGCGAGAGACAACGAAGAGGUCAAAAGGCGGCUUUCAUCACGGUCCUUGUCCAUCACGGAGUCCGAAGCCAGGCUGAAAAUGAAGAUAUACCCCGAUGACGACCCGUACGAGCCGAUAAUUCAUAACGAAGAAGUCCGAAACUUGAGAUGCCAGAUAAAAGAGUUGUGCGAACAACACCAAUACUACACCUCCAUGCUGGAAGGCAGAGAGUUAGAAAAGCAGAGGUUCUCGAGCCAAAUCGACGAAUUGCAACAACUAAAAGAAGAAAAUACUUGCCUCCAGCAACGCUUGAAACAUCAAGACGAAAUGAGCGAACUGUUAGACAGGAUGUUUAAAAAAUACGAUGACGCCCAAAAUGAAAAUCAACGGCUGAGAAAAGAAAUGGCGAAACUAAAAGCUAUGGAAAUGGAUUACGAAGAAACAAUGCAGAAAUUGCAAGACUACGAGGAAAUGGAGAAAGAGGCGAAGAUGUUCAGAGUGAAAGAAAGGCAGUAUCGACAAGCCAUCUCUGAUAGUAAAGAUAUUGAAAGCGAGCUCAUCUCGUGCAAAGCUCUGCUUGCGGAUCAAGAAGACGAGAUUCAGCAGUUAACGAACAAGAUCGAACACAUGGCAUCGAGUACUGAUGAAAAGCAGGAAGUAUUGAGAGAUGCUUUACAAGAAAUCAGGAUGUCCCUGAAGGAACGAACGGACGAGCUUCUCAAAUGCAAAGGAGAAUUGAAAGACGCCAAAGAAUUGAUUUCCGAGUUGGAGAAGGUCCGUGAAGAGCUCAAGAAGAACAUAAUGUACCUUACGGACAACAAGGAAUACUUCAAGGAUCUGGUCGGCUUGAUGUCCAAUUCAGAAGCGGAAUUGCAGGAACGGCUGAAAAAGAAGCAAGAAGAGCUCGAAAGGAUAGAAAAGCUGAACGAAGCUGCGAUGUUGUCCGCCGAGAAGAAGGGCUCUGGAGACGAAGCGGCGCACGACUACAUGACCAGGGCGGUCAAUACGACUAGAGACGCUCUUCGAGCGCUUAUGGACGACUACAAACAGAAGAAAGAGGAAUUAGAGCGCAUGCAAACAGAGAAGGACCAGCUGAAAGAAGACAUCAGGAACCACCAGGAGCAGGUACGGGCGGCGACGGACGAGUUGGAACGCUUAGCCGUCCUUCUCGGAGAAUCGAAGGGCAAGCUUCAGAGAGAGCAAGCCAUGGGUAAAGCCGCUCAAGACGAGCUGCAAAAGUUGAGAAAAUCCAGCGACGAAAUGAAAAAAGAUCUCGUAGAUCUCGAUUACUAUAGAAAAUUGUCUAACGAGAACAAAAACGAAUUGAUGAGAAAAGAGAUGUCGAUCUCAAGCCUUCAGGACAGACUAGCAAAAGCCGAAAAUGACAACGAUAAUCUCAGAAACGAGAUAAAAAGUUUAAACGAUAUGAUAAACAAGCUAAACGGCGAAAUAGAAAAACUUUCAACAGAAGCUAUCGAUGCUAAUAACAUAAUAUCAAAGCAGAGCAUCGAGGCGAACAAAAUGUUGAACGAGAUACGGGAAAAAGAGUUGCUCAAGUGUUUGACUGAAGAACUGAAGAAACAGAUAUCCGGCUUGGAAAACCAAUUGAGAAAUACACAAGACGAGGUCAAAAACAGGGAAAACGAUAUUAAACAAAUGCACGAAUUACUCUGCGAUAAAGAAAAGGAGCUCGAACUUUUUAAAAAAAUGCUCCAGGAUAAAAAUAAUAUAAUAGAAUGUCUUGAGAGAAACCUCGCAGAGUCCUGCGAUUUCGCGAAUAAAGUAAACCAACAAAUCGAGUGUUUAAAUGACCAACUGAAAAAACAGCACGAAGCGAACCAAACAUUGCAAUUAGAAAUGAAACGGUUGAAGGAUGAAUUGGAUAAGACGAAACAUUUGUUGGAAGAAGAAAGGAACACGAACGAUAUGCAUUGCAGAGAAAAAUCAAUAUUAAAAGACGAGUUGGCUAAGGCCAAACAGGACAUGGCGGCAUUGAACGACGAGCUGAAUAUGACUCGAGGGCAACUAAACGCCGCACACUUAGAAAUCAGAUCGUUAAAACAGGACAUUGAAACGCUACGGUCUACGAUCCAAAGCAAAGACAGAAAGAUAAGCGAUUUAGAAGACGAACUGAAACUGACCAAAGAGAAACUUGAAAAAGCCUGUUCGCUUUACGGAGAGGCGUGCAACAGGAACGACGAGCUUAUCAGACAAUUGAAAGAACUUGAGGACGAACUCCACGCGACGAAAGACGCUCUGCACAAGUCAAGACAGUUUGGAGAAGAUAUGAAAAAUUGCAAGGAGUGUCUGGAAAACAAUCUCAGGGACGCCAACCGAACUAAUGUCCUCCUUCAAGGAGAAAACGAAGAGCUCAAGGAGAAAAUAAAUAAGGGGAAGAACGAGAUUGACAACCUUCUAAAACAGAUAGACUCAUUGAAAAAUGAAAUAUCUAGGUUGAACAACGAUAUGAAGAAGCUGAGCCAAGAAAACAACAGUCUUGUGUUAGCUAAAAACAAGACAGAACAUGACCUGCUUGCAGCAGAAGAUGAGAUACGGAAGUUAAAGGAUCGUUUAGACAAUUUGCAGAAGUUGAACAACGAAAAUCAGAAAAAGAUCGAAUCGAUGCAAGCUGCGUUGAAAAUGAUGGAAGCCGAAAACGAAUGCUUGAAGAACGAAUUGCCGAAGCUGAAGUCUCAGAACGAGGACCUUUUGAGCAGGGGUAACGGCCUCGAGAAGAGCCUAGACGACUGCACUAACGCUAUGAGGCUGAAGCAAUCGGAACUCGAAAAAUGCCUCAAUGAAAUGGAAAACCUGAAGAGGAAGCUGGCCGAGGCAGAAAGGAAAUUGAGUAACUUCAAACAGGAAAACGACACUCUGCUGCGGGAGUUGGACAACGCGAAGAACAACUUGCAAGAAGCGAACCGAAUGAAGGCGGGAGGUGACUCGCAGUUGUCGGCAGCUCUGAACGAAAUGACCUCCUUGAAGGACGAGGUGGAUCGACUUCGCAGCGAACUCGCGGGUUGUAACAGCAGGUUCAACGAGCUUGAAAAGGAUUGGCGACAAGCCACGGACGAGUUAAACAGGCUGAAGAAAGACAACGAGAACAAACAACUCGAGUUGGCGGGGCUGAGAGCGGCAAAGGAUAGCCUAGAAAAGAAGUGCAAAGGCGAUGCUGACAAGCAGAUGCAAUUGAAAAACGAACUUUCCAAUUUACUCGAAGAAAUGGAAGACACGAAAAACCAACUGGAGGAAAUCUCGAAAUGUUACAACGAAGCUUUGGCGGAGUUGGAGAGACUGAGAGAGAAAAACGAAAACGCGAAUUCAGCUAUCGACGCGUUGAACAGAAAGAAAAACGAAUUGGAAAGAGACCUUAGCGAUCUGAGAAAACAGCACAAAGAUUUAGAGUCGGACUACGCACAAGCUCUGAAUGAUUUGGAAAGAGCCAGGAAGAAUAUCGAACAAGCAGAUAUGCGUUAUGAAAAGGAAAGACGCGAUCACGAAAAGACACAAAAGGAUUUGCACAACCUUCAAAAGCAAUUGGAAGGUCUGCAAGGAGAAUUCAACCACUGUUGUGCAGAGCGGGACGUUCUAAAAGGGAAAGUCGCGGAACUGCACAACCGCUUGCAGGCCUGCUGUCAAGAGCUCCAGAGUGCAAGCUGGAACAAAGAAGCCUUAGAAAACGAACUGAGAAAAGUGAAAGACCAAAUGAAUCAAAUAGUCAACGCGUACGAAGGCAAGCUCAGAGAGCAAAAAUCUCGAAUCGAAAUGCUGGAGUCUCAGUUUGAAAAUAUGGAAUUGAAACUGGAGAGAGCGCUUAACGAUGUUAACAACCUUCAGGGUCAAGUAAGCGACUUGUUGCAAAAAAACAAAACUUUAGAGAUGCAGUUAAACCAGUCGAACGAUCUAUUGUACAAACAGAAAUUAGAGAAUGGACAGUUGUCACAGAAAAACCGGGAUCUCGAGCAACUGGUAAGCAGUUUGAGAAAAGAAAUAGACAAACUAAAAGGCGACAAAGAAACCGUAGAGAAGCAAUUGCAAAUCUGCCAAGAUACUUUAAAUAAAAUGAAAUUGGAAAUGAACAGGCUAGAGGAUAAGUGUCAAAAGUUGCAGGAAAAAUUUAACGAAAUGUCACUGCAACUGAACGAACUGAGAACCCAGAAUAAAGGCCUCGAGCAGAUUAGAGCGGGGCUGGAGAGAGACCUGGAACGUGCGAAAGACGACAAGGGAUUCUUAAAAGAAGAGAACGACGACUUGAAAAACAAACUCAGAGACGCGCUGAAAAAAAUCCAAGACCUGACCGACGGAAUGAAAAAGACCAUAGAUCAGCAAGACAGAAUCGCCAAGAUGUCCAAAUUGUCGGACGACGAGAAAAACGGCAUCGAACUUGUUAAACUCCAAUUGGAAGAAGAGCUGAAAAACACUUUGAGGGAAAACAAGAGGCUAAAAGAAGAUCUGAGAAAAUGUCAAGACGAAUUGCGCCAUUUGGACAAGUGUAAAGAAAACUUGAAAGCUACGAAAGAGGAACUGGAUUCGGCCUUAAAAGAGAUCGAAGAGUGCAAAAAUAAAGUUGACGACUUGAAAAACAAAGCCGAUGAGGAAAAUAUCAAGAGAAGAGCGGCUGAAUCGGAAAUGGAAAGACUUAAAAAGGAAAUUGAGGAAUUGACCAAAAAAUUGGCCAAGGCGGAAGGGGCUUUGGAAAACGAAAAAUGCAAAACGGAAGCUUUAAAGAGAAACAUAAACGACCUGACAAAAAAAAUUAAAGACGGCUUAGCCGAGAUCAACGCUUUGUCGUCCGAACUCGCGAAGACGAAGGAACAGCUGAGAAGAAAGGAAUCCGAAGACAAAAAGAAAGUUUCCUUGGCUGGCUUAGACGGAAUCCUCGACGAAGAAGAAGAAAAAGGUGACGAAGAACGUUUGCGAGAAGAAAAUGAAGCGCUGAAAGAAGAACUCGACGCUCUGAAGGAAGAGGUGAUGAAAUUGCGGGAUCAGUUUGAAUCCACGAAAACCAGGGCGAAACUAGCGGAAGAAGAACUGGCGAGAGCGAACAAGAAUAUAAUCGAGCUAAAGGCGAAUAUCCAGACUCUCGUCAGUGAAAUGAAAGUGCUUAAAAACGAUCUCAAAGACACAAAAGCAGAAUUGGUGAAGUCGAAGAAAGAGUUGUCAGACACGAAAAAAGAAAAAGAUAAGUUUAAAAUGCAGCUAGAAAACGAACAGAUGAAAGUGCGUGAACUGCAAUUAGAAGUCGACUCUUUAAACAAACAGAUGUUGAGUCUCGAAAAGGAAUUAAGAGACAGCAGAGAACAGAUAGAAGCUCUCAUGAGCGAUAACAAAGAUUCCAAUGAAGAAGUGAUAAAACUAUGCAAGCGUCUGAAAGAAUUAGAAAAAGCGAAAGCACAUUUGGAGAGAGAUCUAAACACGACAUGCAAAAAACUGACAAACAACCAGAGAGAAUUGGACAUUCUCAGGGCCAAAAACGAGGCUCUGUCAAACGCGAAACGACAGCUCGAAGAGUGUCUGGCGAAGAAGAACGUCCUGUGCGAAGGGCUCGAAGAAGACCUGAAGCUGGUCAAAGACGAUCUGAACAGCAUCAUAAAACAGAAGGAGUCUUUGGAGCAGCAGCUGGCGGCUCGCGAACGGCUGAACGACGCCCUGAGGAACGAGAUCAAGAAGCUCAAAGAGCACAUCCAGGAUCUGAAGAACUCGAAGCAGGAGUUGAACAGGAAACUCCAAGAGCUCCAGCAACUAGGACGGGAGAGCUUAAUCGAACUGGAGCGACUCAACGGUCUCUUGACCUCCGAACAGAACAAAGUUCAAGCACUAAACAGCAGAAUACAAUAUCUAGAGAAAGAGGGUGACUUAUAUAAACAACAACUUUGCAAACUCAAACAACUACUUGAAACGCUCAAAGCUAUGGAGCCACCGGAUACCAAAGUAAACAGAAUAUUGAAGAAAAUCAUGCAAUUUGGAUAUGAGGAGUGCGAUCUCGGCGAAUUGGCCGAAGUUCACCAAGGCGUCAGCAUAGCCACCGACGCGAUUGUGCAACGCUGCGACAAGUGCAAAUGCCCCGGAACUGUCACGAAGGGCCAAGGUCUGGCGAAGGAGCUCGGCCGAAUCGCCACCGCCGAAGGCAUGGCCAGUAUUAAAGCUUGCGACGUGGCGAACAAACUGCAAAUCCUUGACGCGAUGGACGACAAUACGUUCGGCCUCAACGACUACCAGCCUCCGCAAUCAUCCUUGAAAUCCAUGUGUGAAAAGGCCGCUGACAAAAUUGAACAACAGAGAUCAAGACCAAAAACGAAAGAGAAUAAAUCGAUGCAGUUUCCCAAAGAAAAUCCAAAAAGCAAAGGAAGCAGAAAAUGAUUAUAACGCGUAAAGAAAUAUGUCAAAAAAAAGUAAAAAUUGUGAAAGUACUCAAAUAAAAUUUGUUAAUACGGUGAAU